UAAUGCUAAGUGUAUGAGGCCUACUGUCAUAGCUUUGGUUUAAAUAUGUCUCACUUUCUGUUGUAUCUGUAUGUUUGCUAACUGGAAGGUUUUUAAGUCUAAUCUGGACAAUAAACAACAUUUUUUUUUACUCACUUAUAAUCUUUUUUUAUUUAUUCACUCAUUACUGAAAUCCGGUCAAGUAGCAGCGUUAUGUUUGUCAUCGAGAUUUCUAUUUUAUUUUAUCAUAUUUUUAUAGACACAUUAUUUAUACAGAGGACUUUAUUAUAAGGGAACGUGGAAUACAAUUCAUUAAAAAUAGAAUUCACAAAUCUUUUAUUUAUUUAGUCCUGUUUCCAAAGUUAUCCAUGUAUCCAUUACAUCGGAUCUUUAGGUCGAUGUGGUAAUAAAAUCAGUAUAUCGAUCAAUAUCGUGAUAAAUUAAGUCACAGAAUGUUUUUCUGUGAUAUCGUGGAAAUCAUGAUACGUUUUUAUUUUAUAUUCCUCACUCGUACAAUUAUGUUGAAAGUUAUGUUAAAAAGUAAAAAAAAAUAAAAAAAGCCUUUAAGCUGUUGUUGUCUCAGAACAAAAGUAUUAUGUGACUGAUUAAUAAUAAUAAUAAUAAUAAUAAUAAUAAUAAUACAGGAUACAUAAACCUGCCUUCAAGUCCAGAGUGUGUAUUUGAAUUAGGAUUAGAAUUAGGAUCUCUUCUUGUCAAUCAUUUGAUGGCCACGCCCCCAAAAACCCUUUCCCAUUCUGAGGAGAAGGUUAUAUAUGAGUAUAUAGUGUACUCGUGCUUUCAAGGGGUUGAAUGUCCCAGUGCACCUGAAAGUGACUUGACCGAAUUUGAUAAUAAAUUGUGGAAGUUAAUUCGUCGUAAAAAAUUUGUGGGGCUUUGAGUACAUGGAUGGAAACGGGGCGGAUUCAACGGAUCAUAAAACUCAUUAAAAUCUAAUUAAGCUCUUUAACCCAUAGAGGCUUUUUUUCCUUCACAAAUUUGAUAUUUUUGUUGUAUAAAAAUAAUCUGUUUGAAAGAAUUUUCAAUUUGAUGAUCUUUUUAUUUUUGUCAAGAAAAAAGUAUUGGCACCCCGAUGGCUCGGGCAAGCCGUGAUCUUGUGUGGCUGACAAACCGCAGCACAUUUUUAAACGUAAACUAUUUGUGAAUAUUGAGUUAAUUUCUUUAAUGUAAAUCGGUACAUACCGUGUCAUACUGUUUUAUCGCUGUUCUAAUGUUUUAUCCAUCACAUCAAUCUCAACUUCUCCUGCCCUCAGUUAUACACAACUGGUUUUGAUGUGUGAUGAGAAACAGACACAGGUGACAAUGUCACGGCAACGUUCGAGAUCCCCUCUGCAUUCAAGAACCUCGUCUCUGCUCGGAAGGCGAGAUGGAUAUUACGGUGAGCAGUACCAUGCGACGGUGCGUUCUGAUCUGUGGAGAGGUUCGGAAAAUGUCAACAGAAACGCGGAAAGCGCCGUACGCUGGGAUAACGGUUCCUCUCAAGCAGAGGAACAGGUUGACCACUGGGCUAAGUUCAUCGAGGCCAUCGGUCGUGCUGAAAAGCGGAAAACUUCUUCCAUGAGGUACCACUCACAGGAUGGCAUCCAGUCUUUUAACCAGGACUCGGCACGCUCUCCGAGAGAGCUUCCCAGGGAGAGAUUGUCUUCUCCAGAAGCUUUACUCUACAGCAUGGAAACGCAUCAGAGGAUUCAGUCUCCAGGCCAUAGGAGGAACGAGCAUGAUGACGCACACGUAGACAGACGCUAUUCAAGAAGUUCCAGUCCCAGGCACUCACAAGGAAAGAGAAACGACAGAAUGGAACAUCGAUAUCAUAAUGAAGAACACGAAGAUAAAUAUGAAAGAAGCUCCUAUAGUGAGAGGUCACUGAAGUCAAAUUAUACGGAGCAUCAACUACAUUUUAAACGAUUCCAAGAUUUGGAUGCGCAGGAGGAAUAUACUGUGUCACACAGGGGUUUGAGCCCAAAUUGUGCCCCUGUUAUAGUUGAGCAUGAUCAUGGAAUCCCUAAGCAUGAUGCCAGGAUCCACAAUCCAGGUAGGGAACGAGAGCGACCUACAAGCCGUGAUCCAGCAAGGGAGCGAGGGGAUCCACGGAACCAUGAUCCGAGUAGGGGCCGAGAGCGUCCGAGGAGCCGUGAUCCGGUUAGGGAGAGAGAGCACACAAGAAUUGGUGACCCUGUUAGAGUCCAGGAGCAUCUGAGGAACCCCGAUUCAGUUGCCCAACGAGAGCAUUCAAGGAGCCGUGAUCCAGGUAGGGACCGGGAGUACCCAAGGAGCAGUGGUCCAAUCAGGCACCAGGAGCAUGUAAGGAGCCAUGGUCCAGUUAGGGACAGAGACCAUUCAAGGAGCUCUGAUGGUCCGAGAAGCAGUGAUCAUCUACCAAGAGACAGAGAUUAUCCAAAAAGCAGUGAACCACAAAGGGGCAGAGAUCCUACACUGGGAAGAGAAUCAUCAAGGAACAACGAAUUCUAUAAACCUGGAAGGGAUUAUAACCAUCAACCACGAACAUCCCACGAUAGUCCUAGUGGUCCAUCAAAUUAUCACGUAAGGGAAGACGCAAGAUUCUCUUCGGCUGUAAGAGGAAGUCCCUUGCGAGGCAUGCGACACCAGAAGGAGUCGCCUCGGGUCGAAUCACUUUUAAGAGCGCCCCAUGGACAAAGGGCAGCGGACGAUCGUGACUUCAGAAUGGAUGAGAGCAAUCGGGCAAGACCUUACACUUGUGACUGGGAGGAAGAGACGCAACCUAGAGGUGGUGUGCUGGGGCAAGGAAAUGUUCCGAAAGGAGAUCCUCAACAUAGGAACCCGAGUCAUCCUGGAGCUAGAAUGGAUUUUGCCAGUCAUGAGACUCUCAAGAUCAAAGUGGACAUGAGUCGUCCUGUGGGCCACAGCAGCCACUUAGGCUAUUCCAAUGAAAGGCAGUUAUCACUUGAUUUGGUCAAUGUGGGUCGACAGCGUCUCGACUUCCUGCCUUUGCUGGAGCAUUCUGGGACGUUCAGGGAGUCGGCGAUGCACUCUGGGACCUUCGCCCAAGAGAUAAUCACUUUGGUGCAUCAUGUCAAAGAAAAUUAUUUUCAGGGCCAAGGCAUCACACUGAACGCACGUUUCUCUAACGAACAAGAGUACUCGUUGACGGACGAGUUUGCAGACGAAGAGCAGGAGACGGAGGGCGCCGGGCCUGUCGUGAACAGGCCACUCGGUUCCACGUCUUUAGACACACAGAUUUUCUGCAAAAUUGAGCAGAUGCAGUCACAGAGGAAGCCACACGUUCCUGCUCCUGGUGAUCUCAGGCAUGACCUGGAAAGGAAAAGACUGGAGAGACUAGAAGGUGUGAAGAUCACUAUCGCCGGGGGGAGUUUCUCUCAGAUACCGCCUCAGAGUCAGGAGAACGAGUCUGCGUACGCAGUCGACGAAGACCCUCGUGAAGCAUCAUGGGACGAGGAGGUUCCUCAGCCACCGGAGCUCUGGCAGGACGAACUACGUCAGAAAAGACCCGCUCAAAAUUUCAACCCCAGGCGGAAUUUCAAACGCGCCCGCAAUCGGCACGGCACGCGCAUGAAGAAGAGCACAAAUGACGGUGCCCGGUGGUGAGGAACGGGACAGAAGUGAAGCUCCUGCAUCGUAAACAUCAGUACCUUCUCAAAGCUUUGUACAUGAAAGGCUUCCGUCAUUUAUGUGAAAUUUCACUGUACGUCCUCAUAAAUAAAAACGAUUUCACACAUCGUUCAUCUGCGUCUCGAGAGAAUCCUGAUCGGCGUAGUGUUUUAUUUUUUAUCUCCUCUCUUAACCAUUACAUGCUCAGCUUCAUUUAAAUCCAUAUGACGUACACAUCAUUUUUAUGUGCAGCGUUAACGUAGGACACGUUCACAGAUACGUUAGUUAUAUUCACCAAAUUAUUCACUAAUAAUGUUCGCCAAAAUGUUUAAUAUGCAGAAACUUUUAAAACAAUUCAUUUUGAUGAGGAAUAUUUCAUCGAGGUGCUUUCUGUGCCUUAUCGUUCGCUGUCUUUUAAUCCAUUUUAAGUAAAACAUCCGUGUUUAUGUCGGAAAAGCUUCAUCUGAAGUUGUACAUAUAGUUUUGUAUGAAAUAAAUAAAUAAAUAAUUAAUAACCAAC
Molecule: messenger RNA, 4105 nt
Organism: Tachysurus vachellii
Lineage: Eukaryota; Metazoa; Chordata; Actinopteri; Siluriformes; Bagridae
Exons: 11
Coding region: 1270-3582 (770 amino acids)
Biological process (GO): positive regulation of transcription by RNA polymerase II
Cellular component (GO): mediator complex
Molecular function (GO): transcription coregulator activity; DNA binding
Source: RefSeq, a predicted model, not a curated record